AUGUCGGCGGCUGCGAUAUUACGAAAGAUGCUCGCAGAUAAAGACAAGAUCAUCGUAUGUCCAGGUAUCUACGACGGAUUUACCGCCCGCAUUGCCUUGCAGGCUGGAUUUGAUUGUCUGUACAUGACCGGUGCUGGCACCACCAUGUCAAGGCUAGGCAUGGCAGAUCUCGGAGUGGCUACUCUGAACGACAUGAAAGAAAACGCCGAGAUGAUAGCGGGUCUCGACAGGACAGUUCCUCUCAUCGCUGAUGCAGAUACUGGUUACGGAGGGCCUUUGAUGGUUGGCCGCACAACCGCACAAUACAUGCAAGCGGGUGUCGCAGCCUUUCACCUCGAGGACCAAGUCGUCACUAAACGUUGCGGCCAUCUAAGAAACAAGGAGCUAGUCGACGAAGAGGUGUUUCUUUCCCGCAUCAGAGCUGCUGUCAACAUGCGUGCACAGAUGCUCGGCGAUAUCGUGGUGAUUGCCCGCACUGAUGGCUUGCAAUCCCUCGGCUACGAAGCUGCGGUGUCGAGACUCAAGAAAGCCAUUGCGGUUGGUGCUGAUGUAGCAUUCCUAGAGGGAGUGUCGUCCAAGGAGGAGGCAAGACGUGUCUGUGAAGAGCUGGCUCCCACACCGGUACUCCUGAACAUGGUGGCCGGGGGUGUGACGCCGAAGAUGACGGUGGCGGAGGCGAAAGAGAUCGGCUUCAAGAUCAUCAUCUUCCCUGGCUUUGCUCUAGCGCCGGUUUAUCAAGGCGUAGCUGCGGCGGCGAAGGAGCUGAAGGAGACGGGAGAUGUCCAGAUCAAGGGCGAUUCCAAGGCGGGCCCAAGGGAGAUCUUCAGUGUAUGUGGUUUGAAGGAGGCUAUGGAGUUUGAUAUUGCAGCUGGUGGCAAUCUGUACUCAAAGGGAGUGUGA
Molecule: messenger RNA, 900 nt
Organism: Amorphotheca resinae ATCC 22711
Lineage: Eukaryota; Fungi; Ascomycota; Leotiomycetes; Helotiales; Amorphothecaceae
Exons: 3
Coding region: 1-900 (299 amino acids)
Molecular function (GO): catalytic activity
Source: RefSeq, a predicted model, not a curated record